UCUUCCCCGAGCUCAGCUCAGAGGCUUCAAAGCGCAGCCACAGACUCCUGUGUGCGCAACUCUGCUGCGCCCUUUUCCCCCGCAAAGAGACGACAAAGUUUUUUCUCCCUGGAGAUGAAGCUUUCAGUGCUGUCCAAGAAGCUGUGGUGCGUCCGCAAGCAGCUGAUCCUCCUGCUCACUCCUCUGCUCUUCCUGCCUUUGCUUUUCACUCUGCCGGAAAAGGAGGGAAAAUGUCUUUACGUGGUGGUGCUGAUGGCGAUGUUUUGGUGCACAGAGGCUCUUCCUCUGGCUGUCACUGCGAUGCUCCCCAUCUGCCUCUUCCCAACACUGGGGAUUCUUUCGUCCAAAACUCUGUGUCCUCAGUAUUUCCUCGAGACCAACUUCCUCUUCCUCAGCGGCCUGGUAUUGGCUUCGUCGAUCGAGGAGUGGGGUCUGCAUCGCAGAAUCGCUCUGAAGGUCCUGAGUAUUGUUGGAGUAAAACCUGCCUGGCUCAUUCUGGGAAUGAUGGCGACUUCCGCCUUCCUGUCCAUGUGGCUCAGCAACACGGCCACGACAGCCAUGAUGCUACCCAUCGCUAAUGCUAUCCUGGAGAGUCUGUUUGGAGACCUGGAAACCCUGAAACAGAAGUGCAAGUCCAGAGAGGACCCAGACAGCGAUGGAAUAAAUGGUCAGUGUACUGUGAAGUUGCAUCCAUUGCCCUCUGAGCCCAUGGAAAAACAAAUACUGUCAACUGAAAGGAUGGAUGCGACAGAGCAGACUGACAGAAGGACAGCUGAGGAGAUCCGAUCAGAGGCGGAGUAUCAGAUGAAUGUAUGGAAAGGAUUCUUGAUCUGUAUUCCAUACUCAUCCAGUAUCGGAGGAACUGCUACGCUCACAGGCACGGCGCCCAACCUCAUCUUUAUUGGACAGCUGAAAAGCUACUUCCCAGACUGUGACGUGAUCAACUUUGGCUCUUGGUUUGCAUUUGCUUUCCCACUCAUGGUCGUCUUCCUGUUUUUGGGAUGGUUAUGGAUUUCAUAUCUCUAUGGAGGAUUGAAUACACGAUUGUGCUUCAAGAGAUAUGACGAGAGAGCCCAGGCAGAGGCCAGAGCCAGGGCUCUCAUAGAGGAAGAUUACCGGAAACUAGGGCCCAUAAAUUUUGCAGAGGGAGCCAUCUCUUUCUUUUUUGUGUUGUUUGCUGUUAUGCUGUUCACACGAGAUCCUAAAUUUGUCACCGGCUGGUCUGUGUUUUUCAAAAAGGGGUACGUCUCGGAUGCAGUCACCGGUGUGGUCAUUGUGUCCAUAUUGUUCUUCUUUCCCUCACAGAAACCCUCUCUGAGAUGGUGGUUUGACCCUCAAGCUUCAAACACUCCAUAUGUUCCUCUCUUAUCAUGGAAGAAAGCCCAGGACUCUAUUCCCUGGAAUAUCAUUCUUUUACUCGGAGGUGGCUUCGCUAUGGCCAAAGCUUGUGAGGAGUCCGGCCUCGCCGCCUGGAUCGGGGGCCACCUCCAACCUUUAGCCGAGGUCCCUCCUGCUGCAGCUGUGAUGCUCAUCACUGCUUUCCUGGCCACGUUCACUGAGUUUGCCAGCAACACAGCCACGAUUAUCAUAUUUUUACCCGUCAUUGCUGAACUGGCUAACCGCGUGUCAGUGAACCCUCUGUACUUCAUGAUACCUGCCACAGUUGGAUGUUCGUACGCCUUCAUGCUGCCGGUGUCUACGCCACCCAACUCCAUCGCUUUUGCAUCGGGACACCUCAUGGUCAAAGACAUGGUGAAGACUGGCUUUGUCAUGAACAUCCUGGGCAUUCUCUCAGUGGCUCUGGCCAUGAACACGUGGGGUGUCGCUAUGUUUAACUUGAACACGUAUCCGGAGUGGGCUCACGACGGCAACAACACUGCUGUUGUUACAGAUGUGCAUCUCUCGUCUGUCGCUUGGCUCAAUGGUACUCUCUGACCACUCACCCGAUCACAGCGUGAGCAUAAAUGGAGUAUCCCAAGGACUGUGUACAGAUUUAACACUAAACAGGGACAAGAGUCUGUCUGUAGAUGUCUGCACGGACACAAAAAUUCAAAAUACAAUGGCUUUUUAAUGAGUUUUUUUUAAUGAGGUUUUAUAUUCAAGCAUGGAGGACCAAACCUGCCAUAAUUAGAAAUUCCCCCCAAAAUAAAUGCAAUAAUAAAGAAAGUAAUAAUAAAGAAAAUUAGACUUAAAACUUAUGAAUUUAUGAGUAGAUAUACAAGUUAAUUUAAAGUGUGAAUAAAUAUGCCCAGAAAAUGAAUUGAAUACAAUAAAUUAACGUAUUACUCCUUUUUCUGGAGAAGUCGUUUUUUUCCCAUGGAAUUGGUCUACUGUCGGAGUUUUUGCAGCAGAUUGAAUAUUUUGUUCUCGAGUUGAGUCGCAAGUAGACGUAGGACAAAUUACCCAAAUUAUGGACUGACGGCAAAUAAUAUGUGCGGGAAGUAUCACCGCGCACAGAACACACCAGCAGUGGAAACGUGAAACGUGAAUACUGUAGCUUUGAGCUGCAUUGUCCUGCCACGAUAGUUAUUUGUUAUGAAUCUACCUGCAGCCUCAGAUGGGAUGUGCAUUAAUCAAACACCUGAGCUGAUCAGAGCCUCUACCUCUUCCCCCUCUCUCCACAGACUAUGUCUGUGUGUAUCUUUCACAUCUUUAUUACUGCUGUGGUUCUGUCUUUUUCGUCACCUACAUUAAUUAAUAAGUGUCUCAGACGUCGUCGUGUUGUUGUUGUUGUUGUUGACAGUAGUUAAUAAUAAUGUAUAUUGUGUGUUUACACAUAACUUAUACGUGUGUGAGAUCAGUUUCCAGACUGUAUAAAUCUGUCACUGGCACAUGUCAUGAUCUAUUACACGCUUAUUGCACACAGAAUAAGCAGAAAGAGCUCAAUGAGUUACUCGGUGGUAUCAUCUUUUCACUGUCACUGAUUAUGUUGUGGAAAAUGUGGAGAGCAGGGGCUGUGAUGGCGAUGCCACAGAAUUCCACUGCAGCCUAAGCCUUUAUCGGCUCUAAUUAGAAUAAUUCUUUUUAACUCUUUAACACCUAAGCCUCAAAAUGUCCAUCUGGUCUUUUUUUGUGCUUAUUUUAACCAUAAAAGGGGCCAGAAAAUGUCCUGUGAGUAAGUGCUUUUGCCCAUUUUUUUUACAGAAUAACUUUCAAUAUCUGGGGAUUAUUUACAAUUUACUGCAUGUUAAAAUAGUGUUUUAACAAUUUAUUUUAAAGUAGUUGUACAUGAAUACCAGAUUUUGCGCGUUAUACUUGAACAGUAUAACUCAUAUUUAAAACAUUUGUUAGAGUCUUUGUCUCAAUGUCCAAAAGAAGUCCAGAAAAGGAAACUAUGUACAAGUGUUUUUCCAACUCUCCACUCUCAACCACAUGUUGACCCUCAUAAUUACAGUAAUGCAAAGUGCGCUUGCAGAAAUGUGUCAUCUUCGAUAUGUUCGGUUUUAAAGGGUAAUGUUUUAUAAACAAACAAAAACAAGAAACAAUACUUUUUUCUUUUCUUUUUUUUUAAUAUCUGUGACUGCACAGAGAGCUGUUUAUACGAAAGGUACGACUAGACUGACCUCUACUGAAAGAAUGAGAGUGGUAUCUGUGAUAUUUGUUGUUUUAAUGAGCAAAAAUGAUUGUCUUUUCUGUAUAGUAUUAAAUGAGUAUGUAAUUGUUUUCACAAAGUGAUUCACGUUCGUACAGUUCAGCUACUAUUUUAAAUUCUUUGUUGUGGUAAUUUAGUCAAAUGUGGUUUGUGUAUUUGCUGCUAAUACCUACUUCUAACAGAUAUAUUAUUGAGGAAAACAACUUGUGGUCAGAUUGCAAGUUAACUGCUGUCUUUUGAGAGAAACCUAAAUAAAACACACAAUAAAUCACUCCAGGUUGAACAUAUUUGACAUAUUGUGGCCUCUGAAAGAGAGCCAGCGAGAGCACGGCGUUGUAAAUUCCUUACGAUACUCAUUUGGUGUUGUUAACUGUCUGGGGGACUGAUUUUUUACGAUCAACAAUGGCUAACUUGUGCGAGUUUGUGUGGUUAUUCAGUGUCGGCUGGGUCAGUGCGAUCGGUCCCAUGGUGUUACAAAAUAAACAUAGCUACAAAACUCUACAACCCUCCUUACACCUGGCAUUACAAAUGUGUUUUCUGUCAUCAGAUAACACUCGUGGGCCCAACCUGGCAACCAAGAUUUAUAGCUCUCAUAUCUAAAGCUACUGUAAGUUUGAAUCAUCACUUGUGAGUCGUAAUGAAUGUAAUUAUAGUGUUGUCUGCAUUGAUCAUAACUGGAACUGUGAUUCUACACUGAAUCCUAUCUGUGUGUACUGUGUACUGCAUGUGUGCAGUUUGUGUCUGGUGAGACUUUAAUGUAGUUUUGCAGCAAAACUUGACACACUUUCAAUAAAGAUGAAAAAUAAUAUA
This is a messenger RNA of Solea solea (common sole), 4402 nucleotides long. It is a transcript of the gene slc13a3, whose product is annotated as solute carrier family 13 member 3. The transcript is spliced from 13 exons. Gene Ontology annotation, biological process: citrate transport; monoatomic anion transmembrane transport. The record is from RefSeq and is a predicted model, not a curated record. The coding region runs from base 115 to 1935 and encodes 606 amino acids. Gene Ontology annotation, molecular function: sodium:dicarboxylate symporter activity; succinate transmembrane transporter activity; citrate transmembrane transporter activity. NCBI's taxonomy places the organism in Eukaryota, Metazoa, Chordata, Actinopteri, Pleuronectiformes, Soleidae. Gene Ontology annotation, cellular component: membrane.